UUCGUCCCCUGUGGGCUUAAUCCGCCGCACUACCCGUCUUACAAUCUUGCUAAUCAUUGUGAAAUCACUAAGAAAAAAAUAAAGAAAAAAAAGAAGACCCGCCCCCUGCUCCCUGGAGGCCCCGCCCCGCCGGUAGCCCCGCCCAGAGGCGGGACAAAACCAGGCCCCGCCCCUUCCGCACCAACAGGAAGUGACGCGAGGCGGUCCCGCGGCCUUUCUCCCCGUACUCGCUCUUCCUCCCCGUCCCUCCCCUCCGGGUCCCUCCCCUCCUUGAGCUCGGCCUCGUCCUCCGUGAGGGUGGAGGCGGCCAUGGAGUCCGCGGCCGGGGCCGGGCAGCGACACUGAGCAGGAGUCCCGGAGGCGUCCGCGGGGCGGGGAGGACGGGAAGCGGUAACAGUAACUAAUUCAUACAGCAGCCAUGGAGUCCAUGCUCAACAAACUGAAGAGUACUGUCACAAAAGUGACGGCUGAUGUCACUAGUGCUGUGAUGGGAAACCCCGUCACUAGAGAAUUCGAUGUUGGCCGACACAUUGCCAGUGGUGGCAACGGACUAGCUUGGAAGAUUUUUAAUGGCACAAAAAAGUCAACAAAACAGGAAGUGGCUGUUUUCGUCUUUGAUAAAAAGCUGAUUGACAAAUACCAAAAAUUUGAAAAGGAUCAGAUCAUCGAGUGUCUGAAACGAGGAGUCCAGCAGUUGACCCGACUGCGACACCCCCGGCUUCUCACGGUGCAGCACCCUCUGGAGGAGUCCAGAGAUUGCUUGGCAUUUUGUACAGAACCAGUUUUUGCCAGUUUGGCCAAUAUUCUUGGUAACUGGGAAAAUCUGCCUUCUCCUGUGUCUCCAGACAUUAAGGAUUAUAAACUUUAUGAUGUAGAGACCAAAUAUGGUUUGCUUCAGGUUUCUGAAGGAUUGUCAUUUUUGCAUAGCAGUGUGAAAAUGGUUCAUGGAAAUAUUACACCUGAAAAUAUAAUUUUGAAUAAAAGUGGAGCCUGGAAAAUAAUGGGCUUUGACUUUUGUGUUUCAUCAGCCAAUCCUUCUGAACAAGAGCCUAAAUUUUCCUGUAAAGAAUGGGACCCAAAUUUACCAUCAUUAUGUCUUCCAAAUCCUGAAUACUUGGCUCCUGAAUAUAUACUCUCUGUGAGCUGUGAAGCAGCCAGUGAUAUGUACUCUUUAGGGACUGUCGUCUACGCUGUAUUUAACAAAGGGAAACCUAUAUUUGAAGUCAACAAACAAGACAUCUACAAAAGUUUCAGUAGGCAGUUGGAUCAGUUGAGUCGCCUGGGAGCUAGCUCACUUACAACCAUACCUGAGGAAGUCCGUGAGCACGUGAAGCUGCUGCUGAAUGUCACGCCCACUGUGAGGCCAGAUGCAGAUCAGAUGACCAAAAUUCCUUUUUUUGAUGAUGUUGGUGCAGUAACACUGCAGUAUUUUGAUACCUUAUUCCAAAGAGAUAAUCUUCAGAAGUCACAGUUUUUCAAAGGAUUGCCAAAGGUUCUACCAAAACUACCUAAGCGUGUCAUUGUGCAGAGGAUUUUGCCUUGUUUGACUUCAGAAUUUGUAAACCCUGACAUGGUACCUUUUGUUUUGCCCAACGUUCUGUUGAUUGCUGAAGAAUGCACCAAAGAAGAAUAUAUCAAGUUAAUUCUGCCUGAGCUUGGCCCUGUCUUUAAACAGCAGGAGCCAAUACAGAUUUUGUUAAUUUUCCUACAAAAAAUGGAUUUACUCCUAACGAAAACCCCUCCUGAUGAGAUAAAAAACAGUGUUCUUCCAAUGGUUUACAGAGCACUAGAAGCUCCAUCCAUUCAGAUUCAGGAACUCUGUCUAAACAUCAUUCCAACCUUUGCAAAUCUUAUAGAUUACCCAUCUAUGAAAAAUGCUUUGAUACCAAGAAUUAAAAAUGCAUGCUUACAGACGUCUUCCCUUGCUGUUCGUGUAAAUUCAUUAGUAUGCUUAGGAAAGAUUUUGGAAUACUUGGAUAAAUGGUUUGUACUUGACGAUAUCCUACCCUUCUUACAACAAAUUCCAUCAAAGGAACCUGCAGUCCUCAUGGGAAUUUUAGGGAUUUACAAAUGUACCUUUACCCAUAAAAAGUUGGGAAUCACCAAAGAACAGCUGGCCGGGAAAGUGCUGCCCCACUUGAUCCCCCUGAGUAUUGAAAACAACCUGAAUCUCAACCAGUUCAAUUCUUUCAUUUCCGUCAUAAAAGAGAUGCUUAAUAGAUUGGAGUCUGAACACAAGACCAAACUGGAGCAACUUCAUAUAAUGCAGGAGCAGCAGAGGUCUUUGGACAUAGGAAACCAAAUGAGUGCUUCCGAGGAGACAAAAGUCACAAAUGUUGGAUCUCAGCAGAUUGACAAAGUCUUUAGCAACAUUGGAACAGACUUUCUGACCGGUGGUGAAUCAAAAAAUAAAGAGGAUGGGCUACACAGCAGACACAGAAAGGCAUCACUAACACUUGAAGAAAAACAAAGAUUAGCGAGAGAACAGGAGCAGGCACAGAAAUUGAAAAGCCAGCAGCCUCUGAAACCCCAGGUGCACACGCCGGUCGCUCCAGCCAAACAGACCAAGGACCUGACAGACACUUUAAUGGGUAAUAACAUGUCAUCUCUGGCCAGCCUCUCUGUUAACACGCCUAAAAUUUCUGCUCCAAGUACCUUUGCUUCUGUUCCCUCCAUGGGCCUUAGUAUGAUGUUUUCUACACCAGUUGAUAAUACAAAGAGAAAUCUGGCCAACGGCCUGAAUGGUAACAUGGCCUUUCAGACUUCGGGAUUCAGUAUGCCAGCUAAUCCAAACCAGAACUUCUUCAGCAGUCCGGGCACCCCUGGCAUGACCAAGAUGGCCCUGGGAACACCUUCUACCCUGCCGAACUUCAACGCUGUGAGUGUGCCUCCUGCCGCUGCCACGCAGACUCAGCAAAGACCCCCAGAUAUGUCUGCCCUUAAUAAUCUCUUUGGCCCCCAGAAGCCUAAGGUCAGCAUGAACCAGCUCUCACAACAGAAACCAAAUCAGUGGCUUAAUCAGUUCGUGCCUCCCCAAGGGUCUCCCGGCGCGGGCAGCUCGGCCACGGGAACACAGAUGAACGUGAUGGUGCAGUCGGCCUUUGGCAUGCAGGCCAACCCUUUCUUUAGCCCGCAGAACUUCACACAGCCACCCACUACUAUGACCAGCAGCAGUUCCGCUAGCAAUGAUCUAAAAGACCUUUUUGGGUGAGGUCUCUUUGCUUCUACUUUUGAAGGAUCACUUUGGUUUUAAUCAUGGUUGAGCUGAUCGACACGGUUGCGUAGUUGGCGGGGAGGAGCUGUCGCCGUGGAGCGGGAGCGGCUCUGUGUGACCGGCAGCUGUCUGGCACCUGCCAGUGUGGCAUCUCUCCCUCCUGCCAGCUUGUCUGCAGGCUUUCAAACCCACACCAGUCUCAAGGAGAAAAAGGCACCUGGGUAUCUUGAAUAGCAGAUUUCUUUCUUUUCUUGUUUAUUUGGGCUUGCAGAUCCUGGCAGUAAGCAAUUGAGUUGAUAGCAAUUGUAAGAGUCAUUUAUUAAAUUCUACGUGAUGCACAGUCUGCGUGUGUCAUGAGUCUUCAUUUUAAUAUGUGAAAACUCUUGAUGCUGUGUUGAUUUGUUUGCGUUUAGUAUGAACACAUGGUAAGCGUAACCUAAGGGUCAGGUCAUCUGCUUUUUCCAAUCUUCUCAGAUGAACUAAUGUUUUGGUACAAAAGACUGAGUAGCUAGACUGAAAGAUUUAACUGACUUGAUUUCAUUAACCAUCUUAAAUGCAAACUAAUCACUGUAAAUUGUAUUUCAGCAUGAUCUUCCUCAGAUAGUAAUGUAUUUUUCUGCCUUUACUUGGAUAUGUUUAGAGUCACUUUUUUUCUUACUGUAUCACAGGUAUGUACUAAUCUGUACAGACGCUUGACAGAGCCUUCUGAUGUGACUUCUUUGAUUACUGCCUUCGUAUUUCAUUUUGAACUUGAAUUUCUGAGGUUGCAGUGUACGUGAAUUGCGUUUUCAAAAGGGGAUUUGUAAAGAAUUAAAUUAUAUUUAAUGAGUAAACUUUUGAAAUUUCUGAUGUAUUGUUUCAAAUGUAAUAAACUUUACUUCUCUAAAAAUGAGCAGUUGUAUCUUCUGGCUAUCAGCUGACUGGUUCUCAGCUUGCCAUGACAAAGUCUGACCUCGCUAGUUACUGCAACUCAAGUUUAAUUCUUUCUAGGAAUUUCAGGAGCCUUCCCUUCAAAUAUUUUAAUGUCUGUAAUUAGCCAUUUUUAGACAAGAAUAUAUGCUAACAGGUAAUAUGUCUUAUUUUCAGGACCUUCAGUUUUCUGACUAUUCAACCACAAAGCCUUAUGCUGUACAUGUUACUUGUACUCUGUUAAAACUUACUCCAACACAUUUGCUAACUUUCAAAUGAUACUUGCUGCCUUAGAGUUUGUGGCUUUUAAUUAUCUGAAACCAGCAAUCACUUAAAAUCAUCUGAAGCUUCGUGUGCUGAAAUUAAGUUUAUUCAUGGGGAAAAUACACACACACACACACACACACACACACACACUCAAAAUUUAUACCCCGAAUAAAUAGCACUUGUUGAUAAAAUGUAACCUGUCAGUCAUGCUACUGGCAGCAUCAAGCAAUAGUGCAUUUUACAAAAUAAAGAUCCAACUUUGUAUCUGGUUUCUGUAUGUGCUGUUGCUUUUUUACUUGGCUUUAGAGAAAGGAGCGAGGAAUACUGAAGAAAGGUGUAUAUGAAAACACCAGGAAGAUGGACUUUUGUGGUUUUUUUGUUUGUUUGCUUACUGCCAAAUACAUUCAGGCCGUGACUAGAUUAUUCACCUUGUUUGUAACCCAAUAUUGGUCUCUCUGUUACACUUGGGAUAAAUUUUCUUAAUGCUGAAUAAUUUUUCCUUGUAACAAGUAACACUGUUAAGAAAUUACUUUUAUUUUGUAGACUAGUUUAAUGUUAGUAUAGAAUUCCUAACUAGGAGAGCAUCUGAAUAUAAAAACAGCUUUUGAAAACAUAUAAAGUGUAAUUCUUAGGCAAUGUUCACAUUGAAAUGUGCUCAUUUGUUGAGGUGAUGGUGCUACUUUUAGAAAUAUUAUCCUGUAUGUUCUACUUUUUAAAAAAUAUUUUAUUUAUUUACUAAUGAGAAUGAUAGGAAGAGAAAAAGAACCAGACAUCACACUGGUACAUGUGCUGCCUGGGGUUGAACUUGGAACCGCAUGCUUGAGAGUCUAGUGCUUUGUCCAUUGUGCCACCUCCUGAAUCACACCGUUCUACUUUCUUAAGGAUAUUUAACUCAUUUCCAUAUAUUGAAUUGUUCUCAUUGCUGUUUUCUGUUGAAAAAUUGGUAUUUUUUUUUUAGGCUUCUGUUUCUAUAUGAAAAAAAUUUUCCAAGUACAAGAUCACUCAAAAUGAUUUCACAUAUUAACAACAUUUAAGUCUUUUGUGCUUAGUGUAAGGAAAUAGUAGGUUGAAGGGCACCUGUGGGGUGGUAAACAAAAGACUACAAGAAUGUUUCCUUUUAUUUGAAUCGGUUCUUUAUUUUCCUUGUGUUGUCAUCUAUGUUGAUUUGUAUUAAAGACAAUGAAAACAGAGUACA
Messenger RNA from Erinaceus europaeus (western European hedgehog), 5585 nucleotides. RefSeq names its product SCY1 like pseudokinase 2 (gene SCYL2). The record is from RefSeq and is a predicted model, not a curated record. Gene Ontology annotation, biological process: protein phosphorylation. Gene Ontology annotation, molecular function: protein kinase activity; ATP binding. The transcript is spliced from 18 exons. The coding region runs from base 419 to 3211 and encodes 930 amino acids. Lineage: Eukaryota; Metazoa; Chordata; Mammalia; Eulipotyphla; Erinaceidae.